Messenger RNA from Musa acuminata AAA Group (dessert banana), 1994 nucleotides. Its product is annotated as type I inositol polyphosphate 5-phosphatase 5-like. The record is from RefSeq and is a predicted model, not a curated record. Gene Ontology annotation, molecular function: phosphatidylinositol-3,4,5-trisphosphate 5-phosphatase activity; inositol-polyphosphate 5-phosphatase activity; phosphatidylinositol-4,5-bisphosphate 5-phosphatase activity. Gene Ontology annotation, biological process: phosphatidylinositol dephosphorylation. The transcript is spliced from 9 exons. Lineage: Eukaryota; Viridiplantae; Streptophyta; Magnoliopsida; Zingiberales; Musaceae. Bases 156 to 1859 code for a protein of 567 amino acids.
UUACCUGCCAUCCAGAGCUUUCUUCCUUUAGCCAACACAGUUCAGCUCGUUUCUGCCAUAAAAAUCUCCCUGGUGGAAGUAGGACAUCCGACGGCUCAGCAUACAAACCAAAGGCACUCCUGAAUUGGAAGCCAUUCAACGGGCUCUCUGACGACAUGACGAAAUCCAGAACAGCUGAUGAAUCUGUAAAGGACGACAAAAGCAAAAAGUCCAUAUUGCCAAGAAUUUUCAGGAGAAAGGGAAAGAACAAGAGAGGCCCGGAUGGAGAUAUAAUCGCAGAAAAAGAGAUCCUUUUUGAUCUGGAGAGCAGGUACAUGUCCAAGAGAGGUCUUGCGGAGGCAUAUCCGGUAAUAAAGAAAAGCUUUUCAGGUGGUUCGUGGAUCCAUUGCACAAACGAACGUGAUACCCGUGUUAAAUGGCAAGAUGAUUUAAAUCUAGCAUUUGAUAUGUCGUCUAAAACUUCUUUCUCUUCAGGCAGAAACAGGAGUUCACGAGUUGGACGUCUGAACCUGUCUGUUCUGGAGAGACCCAGAAUAAAAGGUUUUGAUCGAGGCCAGGAGUAUCGGAUAUUUGUUGGAACAUGGAAUGUUGCAGGAAAGUCUCCAAACAUUGGCCUCGACCUUCAAGAUUUCCUACAAGUAGGAGGAUACUCUGAUAUCUAUGUAUUAGGGUUUCAGGAAAUAGUUCCGUUAAAUGCAGGGAAUGUGUUGGUGAUGGAGGACAACGAGCCUGCUGCCAAAUGGCUUGCUCUCAUCAGUCAAGCCCUCAACGAGCCCCGCGACGAGGUCGACGACUCAAAUGUCUCAAUAUACUAUAAGGAAUCCAGGUCGACGACCGGCCACUUGUCCCAAAAGUCUUCUUUCAAAGUCCUCAGCAAGAACUACGGUGUCGACAAUCCCCUUGUCAAGACAUGCAACUGUGAAGUUGAGGCCUGCGGCGUCCGACGAAGGACAAGGAAGCCCAGGGAGUUCGUCGACAGCGGCUGCUCAGGCUCGUCGGAGGAGUGCUACUCCAUGUCACGUCACGCGAGCUAUGAAGUCCGAAACAACGGGAAAUACUGCCUCAUCGCGAGCAAGCAAAUGGUGGGCAUCUUCCUCGCCGUAUGGGUCCGAAGCGAGCUCGUGCAACACAUCGGUCAUCUAAGGAUGGCCUCUGUCGGGAGAGGAAUCAUGGGCUGCCUGGGUAACAAGGGUUGCAUUGCGAUGAGCAUGUCGUUGCACCGGACGAGCUUUUGCUUCGUCUGCAGCCACCUGACUUCGGGCGAGAAGGAAGGUGACGAGCUGAAGAGGAACGCGGAUGUUGCUGAGAUCCUUAAGAGCACACAAUUCCCGACGAUUUGCAAGACACCAGAUAGUCAAAUCCCUGAAAAGAUCCUUGACCAUGAUCGCGUGAUAUGGCUCGGUGAUUUGAACUACCGGAUUUCACUGAGCUAUCAUGACGCACGAACAUUACUGGAGGUUAAUGAUUGGGAUGCUCUUCUAGACAAAGACCAGUUGAUGACAGAGCGCGAAGCGGGAAGGGUGUUCGAUGGGUGGAAAGAAGGGAAGAUCUACUUCGCUCCUACAUACAAGUACUGGCACAACUCCGAUGCAUAUGCCGGGGAGAUGACUAAAUCCAAAAGGAAGCGCAGAACACCGGCAUGGUGUGAUAGGAUAUUAUGGUAUGGCAAUGGCAUAGAACAGCUUCAGUACAUAAGAGGAGAGUCGAGAUUCUCUGAUCACAGACCUGUCUGUGCUGUGUUCAAGGCUCGGGUGGACAACAGCAAUAAUGGUAGACACAGAAAGCGCUGCUCCAGUGUGGGUGCGGGGAUCCCCUUGGAUGAGGUCAUGCCUCAAAGGCACAGCUUCUUUGAGUACUAACUAAAAGGCAUUUGUGCUAUGCAACUCGACAUAGUUGUCGAAUAUGAUGUGGUGGAUGGCUUAUAGCUCUUGCUGAUGAUACCAUGCUAACAUGGAUAUCAAGAAGCCUAAUCAUAGAGUCUUGCUUAUUGUUCU